This is a messenger RNA of Periophthalmus magnuspinnatus, 1810 nucleotides long. Its product is annotated as cytochrome c iso-1/iso-2-like. Gene Ontology annotation, cellular component: mitochondrial intermembrane space. The record is from RefSeq and is a predicted model, not a curated record. Gene Ontology annotation, biological process: mitochondrial electron transport, cytochrome c to oxygen; mitochondrial electron transport, ubiquinol to cytochrome c. Bases 113 to 430 code for a protein of 105 amino acids. Gene Ontology annotation, molecular function: electron transfer activity; heme binding. The transcript has 3 exons. Lineage: Eukaryota; Metazoa; Chordata; Actinopteri; Gobiiformes; Gobiidae.
ACUUGUAUGGGAUCUUUUACAACCAAAAUCAAGGAUUCUGAACUCAGAGGACUGCAAAGUUUGACAUUUGAGUAGUGAAGAAGUUGGUACCUGGGGCUGUGUUCAGGGUGUGAUGAUGGGGGACAUAAAGAAGGGCAAGUCUGUGUUUGUGAAGAAAUGUGCGCAGUGCCACACGGUGGAAGAGGGGGGCCGGCACAAGGUGGGGCCCAACCUGUGGGGCCUGUUUGGGAGGAAGACGGGACAGGCCCCUGGGUACAAAUACACCCAGGCCAACAUCGAGAAGGGAAUCACAUGGAAUGAGGAGACCCUGCGCAUUUAUCUGGCUAACCCCAAAAAGUACAUCCCAGGAACCAAAAUGAUCUUCAGUGGCAUCAAGAAGAAAAAGGAGAGAGAGGAUCUGAUAGCCUACCUCAAAGACUCCACCUCCUGAGGCCCUGCUGGAGACCGUACUAAUACACGCUCAUUUCUAGUGUUUCAGUGGAGGACAGAUGCAAACUACUGCAAAGUGAUGAAAAGACUUGGAUAAAGAUUUGGAGAUUUCCUAAACGUUUACCUUUUGGGACUAUAUAAAACUAUCAGGGUUUGUUGUUGUCUUAAAGUGUUUUAAAUUGACUAUAUUGUGAUAAAAUGCUGUUAUCUUUCAACAUAUUCCAGUGCUGUUUCAUCAAAAACAUUCUAUACAUAAUAUUAACUUUGUCUCAUUCGCAAGAGCUCAAAACCUACUGAAUCCUUUGUUUUCAUUUAUUUAUUUAAAGAUGCACCAAGUAACUUUUCUGAUAGAAGGUCUACAAUGUGUUUCAAAGUAUAGAAUUAAACUUGUCUAUCUCCCAGGAAGUGACGCCACCUGGUCAGAGCUGUGGAGAGGCAAGCUUACAAUGGAAUAUUCCCGGCAAGGCAUCAACAUCUCUAUGGAGAAAAGUAUGUAGUGAGUGCUCCUUCAGAAAAGUUACAUAGUGCAGCUUUAACAAUGCCCAAGGACAGAGAUGCUAGAACCAGAUUUUAGGUUAGAAAGAUAAUUUCCCUCUGCGGUUCUUAAAAAGGGCGGAGGUUAAGGUGGGCACAGUGCAAUAGAUACUCAUACAUGCCAUUACAAACAUUCCAAUUAUUUUCCAGCCUCCAGGAAGUACUCCACUCCAGUUUACUCCCUUUCUGGUUGAUUAAUCGUGAAACUCCAAAUGGAUAUCAUGCUGAACAAAGGAGAGGCAUUACGAGAUGUUACGGUUUUGUCAGGCGACUUUUAAACUUCUCCAAAGUCAGGAUUGAAAAGUAAAAGUAUUUUUUUACUAUUUAUUUUUGAACAUGUUCAAAGUUAUAACAAACACACAUAUACAAAUAAAAACAGGUAGGAAGAAAAAUAAAUUCAUUCAGCUGUUUCUGUUUAACAAAAUCACCACAUGUGCCGCUUUAAUAAUCCUCAAAAUAUGAAAUACUUUUACUUUUGACUCAUAUCCAUGUUUAAAGUAGGCUUACAUGAGUACUUAGAUUUUUUUUUUGCAAUACUUUUACUUGAAUACUUUUUUUGCACAUGUAUCUGUAUUUUUACUCAAGGAACAAAAACUCCUUCCACUACUGGGUUUUAAAGUCUGAUUCUUGUCUGGAUGAUCAAUAUAUUACUCUUUUUCUACCCAUAUAUAUUUGUUUUUAACUCUUGGAAUAUUUAUGUAAUUCACAAAUAUCUUUUAUUUGCUUGUUUUUACUUUUUUACUUUUGCACACGGGUCUGGAUAGGCUUUGUUUGAAUGGGUAAUCUUAAUGUCUCUAAACUGUUGUGUUUAAGGUUUGGAAAAUAAAGUUUGACUUAGAUUAUUCCC